AUGCAUAGAUCAACAAAUCGCGAGGCAGGGACGGCCGAGGAGAUCUCUGAGAAGUUCCGUCCUGUGUUGACUUCCAAGGAUGAUACCAUAUUUGAGCUGCAAGAGGAACAGCGAAAGCUACAAGAAGCCCACGCUCAGCUUGUUCGGGCAUUUGAGGCGAAGUUGGGCGAAUACGGUAUACCUCGAGAAGAGAUGGGAUUUGAUCCGAAGUUGCUGGCAUGA
Molecule: messenger RNA, 222 nt
Organism: Perkinsus marinus ATCC 50983
Lineage: Eukaryota; Perkinsozoa; Perkinsida; Perkinsidae
Exons: 3
Coding region: 1-222 (73 amino acids)
Source: RefSeq, a predicted model, not a curated record